This is a messenger RNA of Eremomyces bilateralis CBS 781.70, 784 nucleotides long. RefSeq lists its product as uncharacterized. Lineage: Eukaryota; Fungi; Ascomycota; Dothideomycetes; Eremomycetales; Eremomycetaceae. The record is from RefSeq and is a predicted model, not a curated record. The transcript has 4 exons. Bases 1 to 498 code for a protein of 165 amino acids. Gene Ontology annotation, cellular component: cytosolic large ribosomal subunit; ribosome. Gene Ontology annotation, molecular function: structural constituent of ribosome; large ribosomal subunit rRNA binding. Gene Ontology annotation, biological process: translation.
AUGCCUCCCAAGUUCGAUCCCAGUGAGGUCAAGGUCAUCCACCUGAGGGCCACCGGUGGUGAAGUCGGUGCUUCAUCCGCUCUUGCGCCCAAGAUUGGUCCUCUCGGUCUGUCGCCGAAGAAGGUCGGUGAAGAUAUCGCGAAGGCGACUGGUGACUGGAAAGGACUUCGCGUCACCGUCAGGCUCACGAUCCAAAAUCGUCAAGCCGCUGUCUCCGUCGUCCCCUCCGCUUCCUCCCUGGUCAUCAAGGCCCUCAAGGAGCCGCCGCGCGACCGCAAGAAGGAGAAGAACAUCAAGCACACCAAGUCGAUCCCUCUCGAUGAGAUCAUUGAGAUUGCCAGGAAGAUGAGGUUCAAGUCCAUGGCGAAGGACUUGAAGGGAACCGUCAAGGAGAUCCUCGGUACCGCUUUCAGCACUGGUUGCCAGGUUGAUGGACGGAGCCCAAAGGCUGUCUCAGAUGACAUUGAGUCUGGCGAGAUUGAGAUUCCUGAGGAGUAAGGGAUUUAUUCCUGUGAUGAUUCCCCGUCGUUCUAUUGGAGCGACCAUUCUGCAUGUAUCAUGGCACAAUGGAGUUUCAGUGACAUCAAAAUGAAUAUCUUCUAGGCAUAUUUCAUGGCCGACUCAGUUUGCUCCUGUGAUUAUGUGCUAUUGUCCGCCUCAUCCAACACUAAAUCGGCCUCAAUAACUUAGAAACAAUACGAACGAUUCUUCGCCUCAAAGUAAACCUUUCUAGCUGCUAGGAGCUACUAUCCCAUUGAUGCUAAGGCGAUAUACUGUUUUCUCU